Messenger RNA from Condylura cristata (star-nosed mole), 1775 nucleotides. RefSeq names its product protein disulfide isomerase family A, member 3 (gene PDIA3). The coding region runs from base 121 to 1521 and encodes 466 amino acids. Gene Ontology annotation, molecular function: protein disulfide isomerase activity. Lineage: Eukaryota; Metazoa; Chordata; Mammalia; Eulipotyphla; Talpidae. The transcript has 12 exons. The record is from RefSeq and is a predicted model, not a curated record. Gene Ontology annotation, biological process: response to endoplasmic reticulum stress; protein folding. Gene Ontology annotation, cellular component: cell surface; endoplasmic reticulum.
AGGUCCGCCUGGGCCAGACGCACGAGCUCCGGCUGUGGGUGCGUGGUCGCCGGCCCGGCCUUCGCAUACCCCGCCGAGCGCCAACCUUCCCGGCUGCUGCCGCCGCCGCACCUCGCCGCCAUGCGCCUUCGCCGCUUAGCCCUGUUCCCCGGCUUGGCGCUGCUUCUUGCCGCGGCCCGCCUCGCCGUUGCCUCCGACGUGCUGGAACUCACGGACGACAACUUCGAGAGUCGCGUCUCCGACACGGGCUCCGCGGGCCUUAUGCUGGUUGAGUUCUUCGCCCCCUGGUGUGGACACUGCAAGAGGCUUGCCCCUGAGUAUGAAGCUGCAGCUACCAGAUUAAAAGGAAUAGUCCCAUUAGCAAAGGUUGAUUGUACGGCCAACACAAACACCUGUAAUAAGUAUGGUGUCAGUGGCUAUCCAACCCUGAAGAUAUUUAGAGAUGGUGAAGAAGCAGGUGCUUACGAUGGGCCUAGGACUGCCGAUGGAAUUGUCAGCCACCUGAAGAAGCAAGCAGGACCAGCUUCAGUUCCUCUCAAGACUGAGGAAGAAUUUGAGAAGUUCAUUAGUGACAAAGAUGCUUCUGUGGUGGGUUUUUUCAAGGAUUUAUUCAGUGAAGCUCACUCUGAGUUUCUAAAAGCAGCCAGCAACUUGAGAGAUAACUACCGAUUUGCACACACCAAUAUUGAGUCUCUGGUGAACAAGUAUGAUGAUAAUGGAGAUUUUGGUAUUUGCCCUCACAUGACAGAAGACAAUAAAGAUUUGAUACAGGGCAAAGAUUUACUUAUGGCCUACUAUGACGUGGACUACGAAAAGAAUGCUAAAGGUUCCAACUACUGGAGAAACAGAGUGAUGAUGGUGGCAAAGAAAUUUCUGGAUGCUGGGAAAAAACUCAACUUUGCUGUUGCUAGCCGCAAAACCUUUAGUCAUGAACUUUCUGAUUUUGGCUUGGAAAGCACUACUGGAGAGGUUCCUGUUGUUGCUAUUAGAACUGCAAAAGGAGAGAAGUUUGUCAUGCAGGAGGAGUUCUCGCGUGAUGGCAAGGCUCUUGAGAGAUUCCUGCAGGAUUACUUUGAUGGCAACCUGAAGAGAUAUCUGAAGUCUGAGCCCAUUCCAGAGAGUAAUGAUGGGCCUGUCAAGGUAGUGGUAGCAGAGAAUUUUGAUGAAAUAGUGAAUAAUGAAAAUAAAGAUGUGCUAAUUGAAUUUUAUGCACCUUGGUGUGGUCAUUGUAAGAAUCUGGAGCCUAAGUAUAAAGAACUGGGAGAAAAGCUCAACAAAGAUCCAAAUAUCAUCAUAGCCAAGAUGGAUGCCACUGCCAAUGAUGUGCCUUCUCCAUAUGAAGUCAGAGGUUUUCCUACCAUCUACUUCUCUCCAGCCAACAAGAAGCAAAAUCCAAAGAAAUAUGAAGGUGGCCGUGAACUAAGUGAUUUUAUUAGCUAUCUACAGCGAGAGGCUACAAACCCCCCUAUAAUUCAAGAAGAAAAGCCUAAGAAGAAGAAGAAGGCACAGGAGGAUCUCUAAAGCAGCAGCCAAACAUACCCCUUUGUGAAAGGACUCUACCGCCAUGAUGGGAAAACCAUUGGGGAGGACUGGGACCCAUAUGGGGUUAUUACCUCUCAGCCCUGAAAGAACAGAUUGGAUAUAAUCUGAAUCCUGUUAAAUUUUCUCUAAACUGUUUCUUAGCUGCACUGUUUAUGGAAAAACCAGGACCAGUUUAUGUUUGUGGUUUUGGGAAAAUAAAUAAAUAUUUGUGUUGGGGGGGGCGGGGAAUGUGU